AUGACGAUGCGGACCACUGCAGCCAGCUCGGCGCAGGUCGCUUCGCGCAUCAUGGCGGCACGCACGCGUCGCUCGAUCGACCAGCGCCGGGCCCUGUCCAACAAGGUGCCGCUUGAUUCGAACUGGCAGACGCUCACAUGGAAGACGCUCGAGGGCAUUGAUGUCAAGCCCCUUUACACAAAGGAGGACACGGCCAAUAUCGAGAAGGAGGUGCCCGGCGUCUAUCCAUUCACGCGCGGGCCCUAUGCGACGAUGUACACAUACCGGCCCUGGACUAUCCGCCAGUACGCCGGAUUCAGUACGGUCGAGGAGAGUAACCGCUUCUACAAGGCCAAUCUGGCAGCCGGCCAGCAGGGGCUGUCUGUGGCGUUUGAUUUGGCCACGCACCGCGGCUACGACUCUGACCACCCGCGAGUUGUUGGCGAUGUUGGCAUGGCCGGUGUAGCCAUCGACUCGGUCGAGGACAUGAAGAUUCUGUUUGACGGCAUCUCGCUCAAGGACGUCUCGGUGUCGAUGACCAUGAACGGUGCGGUGCUGCCGAUCCUGGCCAUGUACGUUGUGGCAGCCGAGGAGCAGGGCACGCCGUACGACCAGAUGCGUGGUACAAUCCAGAACGACAUCCUGAAGGAGUUCAUGGUGCGCAAUACGUUCAUCUACCCGCCCGACACGUCGAUGCGCAUCAUCGGCGACAUCUUUGCGUUCACAGCCCAGAAGAUGCCAAAGUACAACUCGAUCUCGAUCUCUGGCUACCACAUGCAGGAGGCUGGUGCCAACAGUGUGCUCGAGUGCGCCUUCACCAUUGCCGACGGAAUCGAAUACAUCCGCACAGGCAUAAAGGCCGGCAUGACUGUUGAUCAGUUCGCCCCGCGCCUGUCGUUCUUCUGGUGCAUGCGCGCUGCGCGGCGGCUGUGGGCGCACAUGCUCAAGGAGAAGUUCGAUCCCAAGAACCCCAAGUCGAUGAUGCUGCGCACGCACUCGCAGACAUCGGGCUGGUCGCUGACCGAGCAGGAUCCGUACAACAAUGUGAUCCGCACUACCGUUGAGGCCAUGGCUGCCACGCUUGGCGGCACUCCAGCCAUCGGUUUGCCGACAAAGUUCAGCGCCCGCAUUGCCCGCAACACCCAGAUCAUCCUGCAGGAGGAGGCGUACAUCCCGCGCGUGGCCGACCCGUGGGCCGGCUCGUACAUGAUGGAGUCGCUGACUAACGACAUCUACGAGAAGGCCAAGGAGAUCAUCCACGAGGCCAUUGCAUCGGGCAUGCCCAAGAUGCGCAUCGAGGAGAGCGCUGCCAUGCGCCAGGCCCAGAUCGACUCGGGCCAGAUCACCAUCGUCGGCGUCAACAAGUACCGUGUCGCCGAGGAUGCCGAGGGCAACGAGAGUGGCAAGGUGCUGAAGGCCCAGAAGCGCCGCCUCGAGUCGGUCAACAAGUGUCUGGAGGCCAUCACCGAUGCCACGCGCUCGGGAGAGGGCAACCUGCUGGAGCUCGCCAUUGCCGCAGCCCGCGCGCGCUGCACUCCUGUGUGCGGCCGCUACAAGCCCGAAGUCAAGCUGGUCAGCGGCACCUACAUGCGCGAGUACAACAAGGCCGAGCUCAAGCCCGGACAGCGCGACCCGAUUGCCGAGACCGUCCAGAUGACCGAGAAGUUCUCUGAGCGCUGGGGUCGUCGCCCGCGUGUGCUGAUCGUCAAGAUGGGCCAGGACGGCCAUGACCGCGGCGCCAAGCUGUUCCAGACCCCCGCAGAGGCGGCCCGCCAGGCCGUUGAUGCCGAUGUGCACGUCGUUGGUGCCUCAUCGCUGGCCGCUGGCCACAAGACCCUGGUGCCCCAGCUGAUCGAGGAGCUGAAGAAGCUGGGUGCCGAGGAUAUUGUUGUUAUUGCUGGCGGUGUCAUCCCCCAGCAGGACUACCAGUAUCUCUUUGACAACGGCUGUGCUGCUGACAUGAUCACCAAGGUCGAGGCACGCCUUGUGCAAGCCGAAGCCCGCGGUUAA
Linderina pennispora is the source of this 1989-nucleotide messenger RNA. RefSeq lists its product as uncharacterized. Gene Ontology annotation, cellular component: mitochondrion. NCBI's taxonomy places the organism in Eukaryota, Fungi, Kickxellomycota, Kickxellomycetes, Kickxellales, Kickxellaceae. Gene Ontology annotation, molecular function: methylmalonyl-CoA mutase activity; cobalamin binding; metal ion binding. The transcript has 11 exons. The coding region runs from base 1 to 1989 and encodes 662 amino acids. The record is from RefSeq and is a predicted model, not a curated record.